AUGAGACUCUCCUCAGCUAUUCACCUUACGCGAACUGCCUUGCAGCCUUUGCAAAAGAAUGCAUGGAUAAAGAGCACUUGCCUGCCCAAGGCACGGGUCCUAUCAACACCCCUCUACCGACAUGGCUGGCAACCUUCGACGAUCCGCAUGACAACCACCGCCAACAUACCCACUGAUUCGACAACAGCCGAUUCUAAACCAAAGCGCAUUUUAUAUGGCGGGUGGAUCGACAAACUCCCGGAGAAAUGGGCUCCUUAUGCAUUCCUUGCUCGUAUUGACAAACCGAUCGGGACGUGGCUAUUGUUUUGGCCCUGCGCAUGGAGUGCCACGAUGGCAGCUUACAGCCAUCAUUUCUCGGAAUGGGAUACAGCCGUUAUGAUUGCCGCUAUGGGAUUUGGUGCAGUGGCUAUGAGAGGUGCAGGAUGUACCAUCAAUGACCUUUGGGAUAGAAACAUGGACAAUAAGGUGGAAAGAACCAAGAUUCGACCUGUGGCAGCAGGCACUGUCACUGUCCCACAAGCUAUUGCGUUCACGGGAGCUCAAAUGUUUUGUGCGUUGGGUACAUUUAUGAUGCUUAACAAUUACACCAAGGUGCUUUCAUUAUCCUCCUUAGCCCUUGUAGUAACCUAUCCAUUGAUGAAACGAGUGACUUAUUGGCCCCAAGUUGUAUUGGGUCUUGCAUUCAAUUACGGUGCUCUCGUGGGUUGGUCAGCCAUGACAGGAUCAUUGGAUUAUGCCGUGUGUGCUCCUCUCUACCUUGGUGGCGUGGCUUGGACAUUGACUUAUGAUACGAUUUAUGCACAUCAAGAUAAGCGGGAUGACGUGUUGGCAGGUGUAAAAUCGACUGCAUUACGAUUUGGUGACAAGACACCCCAAUGGUUGACAGGAUUCUCAUCGGCCUUUGUGGGUUUGACAGCUUUGGCAGGCUACAUGAAUGGUCAAGGUCUUCCUUUUUAUCUCAUCAGCGUGGGUGGUACAGCGGCUCAUCUUGCAUGGCAACUUAGAACCGUCAACUAUGAUGAUCCAAAAAGCUGCUGGCAAAAGUUUGCUAGUAAUAAGCAGAUUGGUGCCAUCGUAUGGUCAGGUCUCUUAGCCGAUACCGCUUUAGCCGCAUCCUAUGUAGCUUAA
Molecule: messenger RNA, 1128 nt
Organism: Lichtheimia ornata
Lineage: Eukaryota; Fungi; Mucoromycota; Mucoromycetes; Mucorales; Lichtheimiaceae
Product: 4-hydroxybenzoate polyprenyl transferase
Exons: 4
Coding region: 1-1128 (375 amino acids)
Biological process (GO): ubiquinone biosynthetic process
Cellular component (GO): mitochondrial inner membrane
Molecular function (GO): 4-hydroxybenzoate polyprenyltransferase activity
Source: RefSeq, a predicted model, not a curated record